GAGAGAGAGAGAGAGUGAGUGUGUGUGUGUGUGUGUGUGUGUGUGAAAGCAGCUCCUGUCUCGCGCCGGUCUCGUCUCGCGCUCCGGACCCGGAUGUUAAAGCUCGCCCUGUAGCUUUUAUUAAUAAAGAUUUAAACAUAAGAAGCAGUUUAAUGUUUAAAGGAAGCGGCGCGUGUCACGCUGAACAAACCGGAAGUGGAUUAAACUAAAAGAAGAAACGAUGACUUGAUGUGUGGAGACAGAGAGUAGAGAGAGAGAGAAGGAUGGAGAGAACAGAUGGAGUGAGAGUGGAGCAGCAGCAGGCAUGGGGGAAACUGGUACGAGUCGGAGCGUCGACAGAAUCAGCGCUCACCCUGUUACUGGUCAAUAAAGAGUGUACUGUGGGGCGGAGGAAAGGCUGUGAUUUGUCGUUUCCUGCCAGUAAACUGGUGUCAGGUGACCACUGUAAAAUCACACAGGAUCAGGGGUCAGGACAGGUGUGGCUCGAGGACACCAGCACUAAUGGGACGGUGAUAAACAUGUCCAAACUGGUGAAGAGACAGAGCCACUUACUGCAGAGCGGCGAUGUUAUCUACUUUGUGUACAGGAAGAGUGAACCUGAGCAGAACAUUGCAUAUGUGUAUCACUCAAUGACUCCUUCACACUCAGACUCUCAGGAUACUGAAGAGUUAAACUCUUCAGAGCUGAUGGAGAGGAUCGAUCCGGAUGUUGAUCCCGCUCCUGUGGAACCUGUUACACUCCCAUUCGUACCACAGGAGAUGAAGAUCAGACCUGCCUUUGAGGAAUCUCAACCAUCUACAUCCUACAACAUCGCCAAGACAACAACACACACUGGAACAGGGUUUAGUGAGGUGAGGUCAGUACAGUCUUCAGUGAAGCGCCCGGAUGGAGAGAGUGAGAUAGACGAGUGUGUGCAGCCUGAGAGGAAGAGACAGAAAACAGAUGAUCCGUACGUGGUUUAUCCGGCUGUGGGAGAACCUCACACUCCUGCAGAACUUCCUAAAUCCGGGAAGGACAGAGGAAAAGGAAUCAAAGCGGAUAAAAUGGAGGAAUCUCUCACCUGCAUCAUCUGUCAGGAUUUGCUGUAUGACUGUGUCAGUCUGCAGCCCUGUAUGCACACGUUCUGUGCAGCUUGUUACUCUGGGUGGAUGGAGCGUUCCUCUCUCUGUCCCACCUGCCGCUGUCCAGUGGAGAGAAUUCGCAAAAACCACAUCCUCAACAACCUGGUUGAGGCAUACCUGCUUCAGCACCCUGAGAAGUGCCGCAGUGAGGAGGACAUACGCAGCAUGGACGCUCGUAACAAGAUCACGCAGGACAUGCUGCAGCCCAAAGUGGAGCGAUAUUUCUCUGAUGAAGAAGGAAGCUCUGAUUAUCUGUUUGAACUGUCUGAUAACGACAGCGACACGUCUGAUCUCAGUCAGCCAUACAUGACGUGCAGACAGUGUCCGGGAUAUAAAAAGGACUUUAGCCCCGCCCCCUGGAUCUGCGGCUCCACCGGUGACACGGGUCCGACACCUGGAGACGGACCGUCCACAUCCUCAGACACCUGCACAGCUCAGGAGUUCACCUGUCCCUCUCAUGGCAGUCACCUGAUCUGCACCUGCUGUUUACAGCCAAUGCCUGAUCGCAGAGCAGAGCAUGUUGGCACAAACUCCUCCCCCCAGCACUGUUUGGUGUGUCAGAGGCCAUUCUGUCACCUGUACUGGGGCUGCCAGCGAAUCGGGUGUCAGGGCUGCUUGGCACGCUUUAGGGAUCUGAAUCUGACCGAUAAAUGUCUGGACGGUGUCCUCAACAACAACCACUACGAGUCUGAAAUCCUGCAGAAUUAUUUGAGUUCCAGAGGAAAGACGUGGAAGGAGAUGCUGCAGGAGGCGCUACAGAGCAUGCAGCAAGGCCUCUACCACCUGUCAGAUUACCGUAUCAAUGGGAACUCCUUCCUGUGUUACUGCUGUGGACUUCGCUUCUUUAAAGAGCUUGCGUAUGCCUACAGAGCUAAUGUUCCUGGUGCUGAGCUACCAGCUGCAGUGACGGUCAGACCGGAUUGUUAUUGGGGUCGUAAUUGCAGAACGCAGAUUAAAGCUCAUCAUGCCAUGAAAUUUAACCACAUAUGUGAGCAGACACGCUUUAAGAACUGAGGCUGUGUUCUGGAUGGUGAUGUCACAGCUCUGGAUAUAUAUAUAUAUAUAUAUAUAUAUAUAUAUAUAUAUAUAUAUAUAUAUAUAUAUAUAUAUAUAUAUAUAUAUAUAAUAUUCUAAUCUUGGUGUUUAACGAUAUGCAAAUCAAAUCAGUUUUGAGGGGAAGAGACUGACGGCGCUUUGUAAUAGAUAGUUUGUAGUUGUUAAUCUGCACUUUCUCAUGGUGUGAUACCAGCAGUCAGACCCGUACCAUACCGCGACUGCGUGAAGGCGGAGCUGUCAUUAAUCAACACUUAAUUAAAUUUUGUGCCUAAUGAGCAUGUGCUGAUUUCAUAUAUAAUCACUUCACUACCAGUUAUCAUGAUCGUUAUUACACUAAUUAUCUUCAUUGUUUCCUGGUUUGAGAUUCAGCUUUGCUAUGCGGUUACUUCUCGUGAUGUUGCCUGUUAAAUAUCACAUGUAAUAUCUCUCAGAAACUUCAGUUAUCUCUCAGAAAUCUCAUUUAUUUCUCAGAAAUCUGUUGUCUCAGAAAUUGGCUUCCAGUCUGAAUCUCGAGCUUCCACUGGAUUUUUCUUUUCUUUUUUUUGCUGUAAUUAUUUUCCUGACUAUAUUAUCACUCAGUAUUUGUGUUAGAUCAGUUUUUCUCUGUCUCUCAGAUCAGAUAGCAGUCGUGCGCACAUGUCCAUCUUAUCUAUCCUAUGCAUGAGAACAGGCUAAAACAGUCAGGUAUUUCUAACACACACACACACACACACACAUUACUCAUCACCUCAGUCAGCUGCUGCUUUCACGUUCUCCUGCUCUGGAGCUAAAAGCCCAUGCAGGUCGCCAUAUUUCCUCCUUAUUUCCUCUUUAGUGAUGAUGAGUAAGGGCUAUUAGGAGUCAGUACUUAACCCAGGUCUCUUUAGGACUGCUGUGUGUUCAGGUAAAGCCAUGUGAGAGUAGAGUUUAGUGAUGAUGCACUCACUACCAUCCAGAGUAUCCUGAACCUGCACUAUUCUUCUAUAAAGUGGAGUAUAUCAGUGUGAUCAGUGCAACAUAAAAUAACCACUGUAAAAGUUUUAGUAGAGUUAUUACACACCCUGUGGUCUAGUGUUUGGGACGAAGCCUCGACUUAAAAAAGGCAGAUCGAUUCCCACACCAUUGCACUCGACUUUUCUUUUUUGGAUCUCUUCUGCGUCUUAUUAUUAUUAUUAUUAUUAUUGUUGUUGUUGUUGUUGUUGUUGUACUUUAAUACUACUUGUGGAUGGCUGCAGGAAAAGCAGUGACCAGCAGAAGUAUAUCUGCCCUGUGCUACAGUAAUGAGGUGAGGUGAUGAUGAUGAAUUACUCCAAAGCCUUAUAUUAUUAUACAGCAUCCUGUACAGCAAUAACACAACUGUACUAAAUCAUGCAAUACAGUUACUGUCCCACAGUAUAUACUGGACUCUGACUCUUCUGCUGUAGAAUAUAAUACUCAUGUUAUCAAACUACACUGACCAGGCAUAACAUUAUGACCGCCUGCCUAAUGUUGUCAGUCCCCCUUUUGCUGCCCAAACAGCCCUGACCCGUGUAUUCUGACACCUUUCCAUCAUUAACUAAUAAAAUGAAAUAAUUAUCUUUCUAGCAUUAACUUCUUCAGCAAUACUGACCACUGCAGACCGGGAACACCCCACAAGAGCUGCAGUUUUGGAGAUGCUCUGAUCCAGUGGUCUAGCCAUCACAAUUUGGCCCUUUUGGUCAAACUCGCUCAAAUCCUUACGCUUGUCCAUUUUUCCUGCUUCUAACAUCAACUUUGAGGACAAAAUGUUGACUUGCUCCCACCCACUAACUGACCCUCAGUAUCAUGUUCAGCUCAGGUCUGUGAGUCCGUCCUGUUACUAAUCCACACUAUAAUGUGAGUCCAUGCCUCAUAGCAUACUGUGCUCUUACUGUUUCUGCACCAGCCUGGAGUUUUCAGCCAGACUACCAUAAGGUGACAGGAAACAGGAAGCAGAUUUAAAUUUGCCUCUACAGAAGUAGCAGAGGUAUAUUUUCUGUGUGCUGACUAAAUGGAGAAAGCGUUGCGCUAUCAAUAAUACAAUCAUGACGAAGCCGGUCAUUUUUAUCCCCUGUGACCGGUGUGAAUCUUUUCAGCCUUAUUCGAACUCUUUUCUUUCGCUCUAAUGUUGCACUUGAGAAGCCGGUAAGUCUGAGUAUUCAGUAUUAAACACUUUGAGGCCUUAAGCAUUCAGUCCUACAAAAAUAAACUGGUGUAUCAGUCUUUGUUUGUCUGCUUUGUGUGUAAACAGAUCUGUAGAGGAGUUUGAUAUUUGUUAAGAAUAAAAAUACCUACAGCAUGAUUAAAGGUUUCUGUAACCCCCAGAGAUCCACCAGUUCUGUCCACUACUCAGAACAGGAUUCCACUCUUAUUUGGUCAUCUUAGCCGGUAGUUAUCGAGUCGUUCCCACCGAGCAGAGUCUAGUGAAAGCUAAGAUCAGCUGAUUAUACAGGUGGACUCGGGCUGCUUGAUUGGAACAAAAACCCACACUGCCCUGUGUGGAUAAGACUGGACAGGAAGGAAGUGUGUUCCUUAUGUAUUGGAAUAAAUUGGUCAAGUCUGCAUGAUAAUUGGUUAAAGGCCACACUGGGCAUAAAUCCAGGUCUAUUCAGCUGCGUGGACAUUAGGGAGUUUUGGAGUAUCCAUUUGGGAUUGAACAGAGCUUUGUAUUCAGAUGAAGGAAACUGUCCACAUAAUAAUGACAUUUAUUACACUUAGAGUUAAAAAGGUUUCGCUCUCAUUCUACCUCAUCCCAGCUGGAGCAAUAGGGUGAAGGAGAAUCUCUGUAAACUGUUCAGGUGCUUGAACUAUGUGAGUUAAAGGCCUUGAGGAGACGUUGUGCCUCAGUGUAUUAGACUAAUGUUCUGUAGAUGUCUACUAUAUUGUUUACUGCAGUAAUAAAAAUGAUCAAAAUAAAAUGUGUCUUUGUGUAAAACAAAUUACAAAAUUAUUAAAAAUCUAAACAAUCACUGUUCAAUAACACACUAAUACACUCCUACAUCAAACACCAACAACUAGACAUGACCCUGACCUGGCCAGUGUUCGGUCAUUUACUACUUUAACCAGCGCUGUCUCUCUGCAGUAGCUCUGAGGUGUGAUGGUCAGUAGCAGGUGUUUGGACCGUUUCUGUCUCGAUCUCACUAACCUGUGGUGUAAAUAUUAAGAGCCGAGAAAGUCAAAUUUUCAUCUUAAAAUGUGGAAGUGAACGAUUUCCAAGCUUUCCAUGGGUCCAUGACAGACAGGAGAACACUGGAUUUUUUCCAGUCACACUUUACAACUUCAGUCAGUUGCUUUACAGGAUGUCUUGCACAUUCAUUAUGUACAAAAUGUAGCUGCUAGAUUUACUGCAAUAGGUUUGUAACGUAAGACACAGUCUGGCCCAGUGUCCAGCAGAUUCCAGUAUAUUUUAUUGACUGUCAGAAAUGGCCUCAACAGCCUCGCAUCUCAGCUUUAGAGUGUGACGUUCAGACCAAACUUGUGAUCCUGUUUAAAGCUCGAUCCCACUGACCACCACCGAGAAGUUGGAGAAGCUCUGAGACCUAAACUUUCACCUGAAAAACACUAAGGCUAGAACCUCUUGGAGUUUUGUACAGUCCAGGACGGAGAGAAGAGUAGUGUCAGCACUGACUCCUCCCACCCCGAGUGGAAUUAAAGAGUCUUGUGGCAUGGGGGAGGAACGACCUCCUCAGUCUGUCAGUGGAGCAGGGCAGUGACAGCAACCGGUCACUGAAGCUGCUUCUCUGUCUGGAGAUGAUGUUGUACAGUAGAUGCAGUGGAUUGUCCAUGAUGGACAGGAGCCUGCUCAGCAUCCUCCUCUCUGCCACUGAUGUCAGACUGUCCAGUUCUGAGCCCACAAUCGAGCCCGCCUUCCUCACCAGCUUGUCCAGAUGUGAGGCGUCCCAGCACACUGCAGAGUAGAAGAGGGCACUCGCCACAACAGUCUGAUAGAACAUCUGCAUCUUCCCCAAAUUCAGACUGUGGGUUUCAGGGGUGAAGAUACAGACAGCAUCAUGUUUAAUUCUGGACCAUCACACUCCAGACACACAGAGAUCUGAGGCUCUGUUUACGAUUUCUCCAAAAUUUAAAUCGACUGAAAUUCGUCAUUUUGAAAAUGUUCAGACUAUUCUAUUGAAACGUCAACAUUCUGUUUUGCAUUAAUAAAAAUACUUUAAUAAAAGUUAGAAAGUCUUUUUGUAGAAAUAACACACUGUUAUAAUCACACAUCAAACUGUACUCUAACUUCUAACUUCACUGUUUUUCCUUCACUGUUGUCCAGAUUUAUCUUUAUACACUGUUAAUCUAGUCCUAAUUUUACAGUUCCAUGAACUCUAGCAGGUCUUUUUCUAUGUUAUGAAACUGAUAGAAUUUCUGUUAAGAAACAUACUGGAACUUCCUGGACACUGGUCUUCAGAUCUCCAUUCUGAAGUUUGAUGAAGUUUUCUUCUCCCCAUCCCGAGGCAUACAGAGACUGUGCCGGCUCCAGUGGCAUCCGGAGAUGGACCGGCUCCAGCCGGGUUCUGCUUGUGAGGAUUGGGAUAUUCAAGCAGCGCUGUGGACAACAACCUCCUUAUUGAUUUACAUAACACUAUACACAUGCUGUAUCUGCAUCACACAAUUGUCACCCAAAUGAGGAGGGGUUCCCUUUUGAGUCUGGUUCCUCUCAAGGUUUCUUCCUCUUACCAUCUAAGGGAGUUUUUCCUUGCCACAGUCGCCUCAGUCACCUCAGGCUUGCUCACUUGGGAUAACAUCUAGGACUGUCUGUCUGUCUGUCUGUUCAUGUUUGUUGUUUUCUUAUGUCGUUUCUCAUGUAAAGCUGCUUUGACACAAUGCUCUUUGUUAAAAGUGCUAUACAAAUA
This is a messenger RNA of Hemibagrus wyckioides, 7009 nucleotides long. RefSeq names its product checkpoint with forkhead and ring finger domains, E3 ubiquitin protein ligase (gene chfr). The transcript is spliced from 18 exons. Bases 264 to 2135 code for a protein of 623 amino acids. Gene Ontology annotation, biological process: ubiquitin-dependent protein catabolic process; mitotic cell cycle checkpoint signaling; protein ubiquitination. Lineage: Eukaryota; Metazoa; Chordata; Actinopteri; Siluriformes; Bagridae. Gene Ontology annotation, molecular function: ubiquitin-protein transferase activity; protein binding. Gene Ontology annotation, cellular component: nucleus. The record is from RefSeq and is a predicted model, not a curated record.